Cyclopterus lumpus (lumpfish) is the source of this 957-nucleotide messenger RNA. RefSeq names its product odorant receptor 131-2-like. Gene Ontology annotation, cellular component: membrane. The coding region runs from base 1 to 957 and encodes 318 amino acids. Lineage: Eukaryota; Metazoa; Chordata; Actinopteri; Perciformes; Cyclopteridae. Gene Ontology annotation, biological process: G protein-coupled receptor signaling pathway. The record is from RefSeq and is a predicted model, not a curated record. The transcript has a single exon. Gene Ontology annotation, molecular function: G protein-coupled receptor activity.
AUGUCUUCUGUAAAUCAGUCUGCUGGACUGCAGUAUCAGGGGUUCCUGGAAAGUGUGAUGCUGACCACUCUGACAACGUUAUCGUGCUGUGUGUUUCUCUUCAUUAACGGGAUCAUGUUGUUCACCUUGAGGAGUAAACUGGUGUUUCGUGAGACCUCCCGUUACGUUCUCCUGUUUAACCUCCUUUGUGCAGACACUAUGCAGAUGGCACUGAGCCAGUUACUGUACCUACUGGCUGCUUGUAGGGUCAGGCUGACGUAUCCUGUGUGUGGGGUUCUCACCAUGCUCACUGAUCUCACCAAUGAAAUCUCCCCUCUCACACUGGUGGCGAUGUCUUUGGAGAGAUAUGUGGCGGUGUGCUUCCCACUGAGGCACACUGCCAUCAUCACCAUGAGAAACACAGCGGGGGCCAUCAUUGUGGUCUGGGCCUUCAGUUCACUGAAUAUCCUCAUACGAGUUAUUCUGCUGUUAGAUUUCCCAUUUGAAGACCUGGAGAGCCUGCUGAUGAAUGACUUUUGCAGUGACAUAUCUAUGUUUCUUGGGUCAAUGUCUAAUCAUUAUGAUACCGCCUACACCUAUUUCCUGUUUAUAUCAGCUAGCCUGGCAGUCACGUCCACCUACAUCGGGGUGAUGGUAGCAGCCCGGUCGGCCUCCACGGACAACGCCUCGGCCCGAAAGGCUCGUAACACACUGCUGCUGCAUGGGGUGCAGCUGGGCCUCAGUCUGUCCUCAACUAUUUACAACCCCAUCCUCAUCGCUCUUUGGAGAAUUGUAACGAGGAUAGUAUUUGUGCGCAUCCAGAAUGUUUUGUAUGUGUGUAUUUUCAUGUUUCCCAGGUGUCUGAGCUCUCUCAUCUAUGGAAUCAGAGACCGGGCCAUCAGACUUGUGCUCAUAAACAACCUUUGCUGUCGACUGAAACUCUCAGUCCCCUCAGUCCAGGCUAAGGUCUCCACGUAG